This is a messenger RNA of Moneuplotes crassus, 608 nucleotides long. NCBI's taxonomy places the organism in Eukaryota, Ciliophora, Spirotrichea, Euplotida, Euplotidae. The record is from the annotation of a GenBank genome assembly.
UUAAAAUGGAAGAGAGCAAAUCAAGAAAGGAUACGACUCUUACAAGACUUAAUAAAGUUUUGAUUAUAACUGAUGGACUGAUGCUUUUCUCUGUGACCCUCCUAUUCUUCAUCGGCCGCCAGCAGAAAUGCCAGGCCAAUCCUGGCCAGAUGGUCCGCGCUUAUAUAAUUUUUAAGAUUAUUUUUAUGAUAUUCAGAGUUUUCUUCUGGAUUCUCCAAGAAUAUGCCAGGAAGUUGGAAAGCUACUGAAACUUGUUCUAUAUGCUAUCCUGGGCUCCAAUAAUGAUUCUUUAUUACAUCUUGUACAUUGAUUAUUUCUUCAGAAAUGGCUUACAAGAUUGACGUGAUGUUGCAUCAACGAAGUAUAUUAGCCUGGUAAUUAUUUUAGCUGAAUCAUUCAUAUCGUUAUUUAUAACUUCUUGUGCUCUUCUCUUGCUUUUCUUUUAUCUCUGUGUAAUUAUCUACAAAACCAAGAUCCUACAAGGAGAAAGUGACAAGAAAGAGGAGAAUGCCAAAAAUGGAGUAAAACCCGAAACAGUCAACAAAUCCUCCAUAAAAAUUAGACAUGAAACUGAAUCAAGGAUUCCAGUUUAAAAUGUCAAAAUUUGU